Molecule: messenger RNA, 433 nt
Organism: Cannabis sativa
Lineage: Eukaryota; Viridiplantae; Streptophyta; Magnoliopsida; Rosales; Cannabaceae
Exons: 2
Coding region: 17-433 (138 amino acids)
Source: RefSeq, a predicted model, not a curated record
AGUCGACGAUUCAUUGAUGACAGUAGGUCAAGCUAUAAAUGGUCAUGUGGCAUGGCCAAAAGACUAUCUUACACCUGUUGGGAAAUAUUUGACACAACCACCCACCAAGAAACUUCAGAAGCAACCCGUGAAGAAAAGCUCUGAAGAUUUACUCGGUCCUCCAACACAGCCUCUAAAACACCCUGGGAGGCCGAGUAAGGCAAAAGUUAAUGCAAAGUAUGCCCAACCACGCCAAACUUCUUCCAUUAUUGCAUUUUGGAACUUCGUCAAAAGGUGGCCCAAGUCAUCCAUGCUCCAAUUCCAAGUCCAGAAUGAGCUAUUUGGGGUCGCAGAUGACUCUAUUUGGCUUGCUAAGAGUGACAUUCAAGAAUUGUGCACCAUGCAAUACUUGGGAGCCCAACAAAUAGGAGUUUGGUGCAAGUAUGAUUUAUAA